AUGAGUGAAAGUUGUAACAUACUCAAACGGAGAAGUUCCUCUUUUACUUAUUCUAAAAAGCCAGAUUAGUCUUUUGAUAUAUCAAGAUUAUCUACAGCAAUUAAUAGCUCAUAAAAAGGAGCAAGCCCAAGAUCACUUAAUAAAUAUUUUUAUGAUUCAAGUAACUAUUACCUUUUGACAGAAAACAAUUCUUUCUAAUCAAAAAGGUUAAAUGGAUUAAGUGAAAGUAUCAGUAAACAUAGCAAAAGCUUUGUCACUCCAAAAUAACUUUUUACUGAAAAUAGUUAUAAUGAAAGCAAAGGUAAAACUUAAGAUAGAAUGAGUAAAAACACAUUAACUUAUUGUGAUUGUUGUAAGCAUCAAACGAAUAAUAAUAAAAUAAAUAAAAAAAUGAGCGAAAUUACUAAAAAAGCUCCUAUGAGAUCGUCAUCAGAAGCCAAGGGAUAGCAAUAAUCCAAAAAUUUUCCUUAAUAAAAAAAGAAAAACAAAGUAAAAAAACAGGUUGCACAAACUGAAAAAAAAGAUCUUAUAAAAAAGAUAGAUAGAUUGGCAACUUAAAUAUAAGCAGAAGAACAUCUUUAAAAAGAAAAUGAGAUGAAUUUCAUAUUAAAUGUUGCUUCAAUCAAAGCUAAAAUAGAUCAAGUGCAACAGUAGAGAAAGUAGAGUUUUUCUAACUCGUUAAAUAUUCAUGAAUCUGCAAAAAAUUAACUAGAAUAAAAAACUUAAGAAUUUUAUGACUUAUAAAAAAAAUUUUAAUCAAUGUAUACAGGGAUUGUAGAAAAGCAUAAUUAAGACUAAGUUAACUGGUCUCUUACUUAUACUAAUUUACUUAAAGAUAAAUCAAACUUAAAGAAAAAUAUUUUAAUCAAAUCAAAAUUAAGAUGA
This is a messenger RNA of Tetrahymena thermophila SB210, 885 nucleotides long. RefSeq lists its product as hypothetical. NCBI's taxonomy places the organism in Eukaryota, Ciliophora, Oligohymenophorea, Hymenostomatida, Tetrahymenidae. The transcript has a single exon. The record is from RefSeq and is a predicted model, not a curated record.